UUUUUUGUUCUUCUGAAGAACUUUUAGCUGAAGCCACUUCAGAUGAUGAGGGAGGGUAUGAGAGGGUAUUGCAAAUUUGAAAGCCUUACAUAUAAUUGAUGAGGAAGAAACCACACUCUUUAGCAGGUAUUCCAUGUCCAUUUUUAUAAGUAAGGGGAGGGGAUGGUGGAGGAUGGAUUUCAGAAGGCUUGCGAUGACGAGGCUCGGGAUUGGUGGAUGCUGUUGUUUGGCAUGGCCCCCUGCCAAGCACUUAUGUCUUUAUAUACUGUAAACAGAUGACCGACCAGUCCCGACUGUGUCUCUGUGUUCAACCUCUCCUUCUGGCUCUCUCCAUCUUCUCUUUCUUCUCUUCUUCUUUCUGAAGACCUUUGCUGCAUCUGUACACCCUCAAGACUUUCAACAAGACCGGGAAAAACAGCAAACACAUCCUCCUCCAUAAAAACCAUUGAGUCACUUUUUCUAGAAACGUUUUAAGCCUUCAGCUGUUUGCAGUAUCGGCGUGGGAGAAAGAAACCAUGUCUCAGCAGAUGUUGCUCUUGACAGUGGUGUCCAUGUGGCUUUUUGCCGGGUACUUCCUGGCAGAGGCAACAUAUUCCAAUCACAAUGCCAACAUUGACAAUCAGCUUCCUCCAGAGGUACCUGUGGUGAUGGAAGCAGAGGCCCCUCGUCCAGUCAACUUCAGUCGCACCUUUUAUGGGAUCAUGUUUGAUGCUGGAAGCACUGGCACCCGUAUCCAUAUUUACAAGUUCAUUCAAAAAGACCCAGUUGAGCUUCCAGUGCUUGACAAUGAGAUGUACCAUGCAGUGAAGCCUGGACUGUCAGCGUAUGCAGAUGUACCCGAAGUGGGUGGAGAAACCAUUCGGCAACUGUUGAAGGUCGCAAAAAAGACGAUUCCCAAAGAGCAAUGGAUACAGACACCUGUGGUUCUGAAAGCCACUGCCGGCUUGCGCCUGCUGCCUCAAGAAAAAGCCAAAGCCCUUUUGAAUGAGGUCAAAGACAUUUUUGAUGACUCUCCUUUCUUUGUACCAAAAAACAGUGUCACCAUCAUGAAUGGAACCAAUGAGGGGGUCUUGGCAUGGGUUACAGUAAACUUCCUCACAGGUCAUUUGUAUACAAAAACAAGAAAAACUGUUGGGAUCCUGGAUUUGGGUGGGGGUUCAACUCAGAUUACUUUCCUUCCUAGGUUAAAGAAAACUGUGCUGACUGCUCCUGCAGACUACAUUGCCAAAAUCAAUAUGUUCAACAGCACUUUUGAGCUGUAUACUCACAGUUAUCUUGGAAAUGGACUAAUUGCUGCACGACUGGCAACUCUUGGCGCUCUUGGUGCAGAUGGUCUUGAUUGGAAAGUUUUCAGAAGUUCUUGUUUACCCAAAAAAUUCAGAGAAGACUGGAGUUUCGGUGGACUCACCUACAAAGUCAGUGGAAUCCCAGAUGGUUUUGCAGGGUAUAAGUUAUGCUACCAAGAGAUAAUGCAGGUGGUGAAAGGGAUUGUGCACCAGCCCUUUGAAGUCAAGGGAAGCAGCAUCUUCUAUGCCUUCUCCUAUUACUAUGACAGAGCUGUGGAGUCUGGUCUCAUUGAUGGAUCCCGUGGUGGUACUGUGGAAGUCAGGGAUUUUAAAAAGAGAGCCAAAGAAGUGUGCAACAAGAUGACUAAAUACCGUCCAAUCAGCCCCUUUUUGUGCAUGGACAUGACCUAUAUCACAUGCCUAUUGAAAGAGGGAUUCGGGUUCAAGGACAGCACUGUUCUGCAGCUUACUAAAAAGGUGAAUAAUGUGGAGACAAGCUGGGCACUUGGCGCCAUCUUCGAUCAUUUCCACAAUCUCAACAUUAAUUAAAGCCAGCAGUCUUGCAAUGGACACCAGCAUGAGGGGGAGCACAGGGGUCAAGCCAGGGCAAAACUCACCUGAUCAAGCAGCCCCUUUUGUCCUCCUCCAUAACUCUUAAGUGAGUUCAGACCGGCCCUGCGCUGCAGCCCUGUAUCACAACUCCCUACCCCCUCACCAACUAAACACUUACAGAACUGUUCACAAAGAAAUCACUAUAUUUUUGUAAAGAUGGCCAGGCCAGCCUGCAAUUUCUACUGUAUGUUUACAUUUUUUCAGUUGUAGUCUCACCUGAGACACUGUCUGUCUGUCCAAGCUGGCAGUUUCAAAGUUUCAAUGUUUAACUCACCCAUUUAAAGCUCUUGAUUCAUGUAGUUGUGCAGGAUAUUGUGCAGUGGGACACAUGUAAAAACAUUGUGUUUAUUAUUGAAGCUUCCGUAGCCUCUUCUGCAGUAAUGUUAGUGGUAGUGCUUGCACAGUAGUGUAGUGCUGUUUUAGGUUAUGGUAAAUUAUAAUUCAGUUUCCAUUUAGUGCCAUUUAGUUUCAUCUAGCACUUAACACUUUAAUGUAGCAGGUUCAGUUACAGCCAUCUGUUUUAUAAAGUUGUUUGGGAUCAGCAGCUUAACCUGGGGUUGAUUUGGCUGGUAGGGAUAAGGACAAAUCAUACAUGUACGGUCACUUAACUUGGGUACA
Molecule: messenger RNA, 2516 nt
Organism: Carassius carassius (crucian carp)
Lineage: Eukaryota; Metazoa; Chordata; Actinopteri; Cypriniformes; Cyprinidae
Product: ectonucleoside triphosphate diphosphohydrolase 5-like
Exons: 13
Coding region: 516-1835 (439 amino acids)
Biological process (GO): nucleoside diphosphate catabolic process
Cellular component (GO): membrane
Molecular function (GO): UDP phosphatase activity; GDP phosphatase activity
Source: RefSeq, a predicted model, not a curated record